AUGGAAAUAGAACUUUUUAGUGAAGACUGGACCUUGAAGGCUUUAGGUCGUGAUAGCUCUAACCUUUGCCUGAAACCAAAGCAAGUCAUAUGUUUGGAAGCUUUGUUAAAGGGGAAUGAUGUGGUGAAAUGCUUGAAUAGGAUUGGUUUUUCUGCUGCUGUAUUGAAUUUGGAACAGAGGAAGUUUGAGGCAGAUGCAAGCUUGUUUGGAAGUAAUGAUGCAGUGGAGGACGACGAUGAUGAUACAAAUAUUACAAUUGAUUGUGGUAUUAAAAAUGGAGAUAUUAAGAUUUUAUAUGCCCAUCCAGAAUCUUUUUUAUCUGGUCAAGGGCGUUCAAUUUUAAAGAGCAAAAUUUAUCAACAAAAUGUGGUAGCUUGCGUGGUUGAUGAAGCGUAUUGUGUUGAAAUGUGGGGUGCUGAAAUUUGUGAAUAUUUUGGAAAAUUAUGCACACUGAAAGCUCUUUUUCCAAGCACACCCAUGAUUGCUUUGACAGCAGCUGCACCCCCAAGAAAAAUAAAAAUUUUAAAAAAGAAACUAUGUUUAAGUCCUUAUUGUAAGGUUGAUGUUGCAAAUCCAAAUAGAAAAAAUAUAUUUUUAAAGAAAAUGCCAGGACGCGGAAACAACUUUGGCUUAAGAAGCUAUGAUGAUACUUUAGUUCCCAUUGCUAAAGAACUAGAUAAAUUACGGGUUGAUUAUCCAAUGACAAUCAUUUACAUGAAGCUAAAAUAUUGUGGCUAUGCUUAUUCUUAUUAUUUCAGCAAACAGCAACUCCAAAUAACACAAAGCUAUUUUGUCAAUUUCAUGCUCCUCAAACAUCUAGAAUGA
Hydractinia symbiolongicarpus is the source of this 825-nucleotide messenger RNA. RefSeq lists its product as uncharacterized. Gene Ontology annotation, biological process: double-strand break repair via homologous recombination; telomere maintenance. The record is from RefSeq and is a predicted model, not a curated record. Bases 1 to 825 code for a protein of 274 amino acids. The transcript has 4 exons. Gene Ontology annotation, cellular component: nucleus; cytoplasm; chromosome. Lineage: Eukaryota; Metazoa; Cnidaria; Hydrozoa; Anthoathecata; Hydractiniidae. Gene Ontology annotation, molecular function: 3'-5' DNA helicase activity; four-way junction helicase activity.